UGGCGGUCUCCUUGGGGUACGCGGAGUCUGUCCGCGUCCUGUUGCGGCACAAGGCGGAUGUCACUAAGGAGAACGCCCAGGGCUGGACAGUCUUGCACGAGGCCAUCAGCACCGGCGAUCCGGAAAUAGUCCACAUGGUCCUUCAACACCGUGACUACCAGCAGACGUCCACCACCCUUGGUGGUGUCCCCGAAUUGCUUCAGAAGAUCAGUGAGACUCCAGAUUUUUAUGUGGAAAUGAAGUGGGAAUUCACCAGCUGGGUCCCGCUGGUGUCCAGAGUUUGCCCCAGUGAUGUUUGCCGCAUCUGGAAGAGUGGCGCAAAGCUGCGAGUGGAUAUCACCUUGCUGGGCUUUGAGAACAUGAGCUGGGAGCGAGGGAGACGCAGCCUGAUUUUCAGAGGGGAAGAUACCGGGCACUGGGCUGAGCUGAUUGAGGUUAACCAUGAUGACAAAGUGGUGGCGGCCGAACGCUUUGAGAUCACCCAGCAGAUCAAGCGGCUGACCCUGGACUCCAUGGUGCCCAAGAACAAGGAGGUGGAGCGACGGCUGACCUCUCCCAUCCUCAGCACCUCCCUGGACACCAGGAACAUCGCCUUUGAAAGAAACACCUCUGGCUUCUGGGUCUGGAAAACGGAGAGGAGCGAAGUGGUGAACGACUACGAAGCCAAGGUCUUCACGGCCAACAACGUGAAUGUGGUGACCAGGAUCCGGACAGAGCAUUUGACCGACGAGGAGAAGAGAAGAUACAAAGCUGACCGAAACCCCCUGGAGUCCUUCUUGGGCACCAUUGAGCACGAAUACGGAGCCCAGCAGGACCUCACAACAGAGUUUGCCUCGACCAACAACCCAACAGCUCUCACGCCAGAGGAAUACUUCGACCCUCAGUUCGACUUGAAGGACAGAGAUAUUGGCAGGCCGAAAGAAGUGACCAUUCGGACUCAGAAAUUUAAAGCCAAUCUGUGGAUGUCGGAAGAGUUCCCGCUCUCCCUCGUGGAGCAGGUCUCCCCCAUCGUGGACCUGAUGGCCAGGACCAGUGCCCACUUUGCUCGGCUGAAGGACUUCAUCACCUUGGACUUCCCUCCUGGGUUUCCGGUUAAAAUCGAAAUCCCCUUGUUCCACAUCCUGAACGCUAGGAUUACCUUCGGACGCGUAAACAGCUGCAGCACCCUGGAAGAGGCUUCGCCCCAGGGCCCCGAAGGCCCCCAGGCGACCGCUGCUGCUCCGGCCUCCCCCUUUGUGGUGGACCCCUCCGUCUUUGAGAUCCCCAAAUCCUACCGGGUCCAAGACGAUGGCCGGAACUUGCACGUGCAAGACGAAGACAACGAAAUCAUGCAGUUUGCCAUCCAGCAGAGCCUGAUGGAGUCCGGCCACAACCAGGAGCUUUUGGGGACAGCCUUGAACGGGGACGUCUCCUACUCACAGGAUCUCCAACUCCACUAUCAAAGGGCCCUGCAGGAGAGCCUCCUGGCAAGCAGCGGGAACCACCCUCCCCUGCGUGGUUCUUCCACCUUCGACCGGGAUCUGCAGCUGGCCAUGGUGCUCUCCCUUCAGGAACAGCAGGAACGGGAGGAGCGGAGGCAGGAGGAGGAGGAGGAGCAGCUGAAGGAGGCUCUCCAGCGCUCCCUGCUGGAAAAGUAGUGGGAUGACGCCUGGG
Protobothrops mucrosquamatus (brown spotted pit viper) is the source of this 1653-nucleotide messenger RNA. RefSeq names its product ankyrin repeat domain 13A (gene ANKRD13A). The record is from RefSeq and is a predicted model, not a curated record. Gene Ontology annotation, cellular component: cytoplasm. The transcript is spliced from 14 exons. Lineage: Eukaryota; Metazoa; Chordata; Lepidosauria; Squamata; Viperidae. Bases 135 to 1637 code for a protein of 500 amino acids.